AUGGCAUUCGUCCUACCUUCACUCGUAUCACGGCGCUGCCUGACGUCGGCAGCAAACGGAAAAAGUGCCAAUGCUAGACAAUUGUUCUCUCACCCCACCUUGAAGCCAUUCUCAACCUCUGGCUCCCGGUUUGCCUCUACUACUUCCCGUAAUUUCCCUUCUCCGAUAUGGAGGGCAUUGCACGAGGCUGGGCAGAAUCGUCCAAGCUUAUCUUUCGUAACAAAAGGGAUUGCUGUUGCUGGAGUUGGUAUUGGGUUGUCUACUCUUCGGAAGGAACCUGUUUUCUGUGAUGCACCUCCACCUCCGAAAGCAACAGACUCUAUUUACCCGGACGAUAGGCCCCCUCCUCCUGUAUCAUCUGUGUCGUUGUAUGAAUUGAGCUUUGGCACGGUUGUGGGGUUAUGCGCCGGAGUGUUUGUCAAAAAAGGUGCUAAAGCAGUCGCGUGGUUCCUCGGUGGUGUUUUCGUCCUCCUCCAGUAUAUGGGCUCAGCAUCGCUUGUCCGCGUCGAUUGGAACAAGGCCGCAAGCAAGUUUGAGAAUUUAUUUUACACCAAAGAUGCUGCGGGAGGAACCAGACCCCCCAAUGUUCUUUCGCUUUGGAAUUGGAUGAUAGACUUCUUGACGGCCGAUUUCCAGCCAAGGGCGUCGUUCGUCGCUGGAUUUGUUCUGGGGCUGAGAAUUGGCUAA
Molecule: messenger RNA, 687 nt
Organism: Psilocybe cubensis
Lineage: Eukaryota; Fungi; Basidiomycota; Agaricomycetes; Agaricales; Agrocybaceae
Exons: 3
Coding region: 1-687 (228 amino acids)
Biological process (GO): autophagy of mitochondrion
Cellular component (GO): mitochondrial outer membrane
Source: RefSeq, a predicted model, not a curated record